CUUGCUACCGAUUAAAACAUUUAAAACAUACAAGCUCGAUUAUCAGCAAACAAUAUUCUACCUUCAAUACUAUUUAGUACGACUCGAACCGUUGUCCUGAACGAGCUGAUAAGAAUGAAACCAAUAUUAAGGUUUCCUAUAAUUUGCAUAAUCUUGCAUUGCAUUCAGAGAUCGCAGCAAGAACAAUUCCAUUGUCAACCAAGCUCCAUCGACGACCAAUGGCACCAAGACGAAAGCUGUGUUCAGCUGAAUUCCAGCCAGCACAAUUUCCUCGAACUGGAAAAGGAUUCCUUACAAAACUACACGACACUAGAGCUUAUUAACAGCAGCUUUACCCAGUUUGGAUCUAACCAUUUUCAAUCAAUACCGGCAAACAUCGAAGGGCUGUCAAUUUAUCAAGGAAAUGUCACGGAAGUGUAUUUUCUUUCCGAAUCCCUAUUGACACUAUCCAUAUUAGACACCAGUUUGGUCAGGUUCUUCGCUGCCGAACAAGAGAAUCGAGAGCUGAAAACCUUGGAAAUCAGAUCAAAAGCUAUGAAAGCAUUUCCAUUCAGCAUCGAAUACCUCAGAGGACUCAGGCAUCUGCUAUUACGUAGUUGCAGUUUGACCACGGUCAACAUGAAACAAUUGGAAGGCUUGGGAAGCCUUCUCGUGCUUGAUCUGGCGGAUAAUGCAAUCAUUAAUAUUGACAUACCCUUCAAAAUGACACUCGGGGCAGUGAGGGAGUUUUACGUUGAGGACAAUUUCCUCCGUAAAAUGAACAACUUUCCUAUGGCUCUGCCCAAGCUGAGAACUUUAAGUUUGUUUGGCAACAUGUGGUUCUGCGAUUGGGUGGCUGAAGCACGACAACGAAUCAUGAAAGCAUGGAUUACGGUUUAUGGACGAGACGGUGACUGUGCUAAUCGGGUUUAUAAUGGUGGAUUGUGUUGUGAUAGAAAUCCGGGAAGCGUAGAUUGAAUAAAUCUGUUGGUAU
Molecule: messenger RNA, 973 nt
Organism: Armigeres subalbatus
Lineage: Eukaryota; Metazoa; Arthropoda; Insecta; Diptera; Culicidae
Exons: 2
Coding region: 115-957 (280 amino acids)
Source: RefSeq, a predicted model, not a curated record